This is a messenger RNA of Aspergillus melleus, 522 nucleotides long. RefSeq lists its product as uncharacterized. Bases 1 to 522 code for a protein of 173 amino acids. The transcript has 2 exons. The record is from RefSeq and is a predicted model, not a curated record. Lineage: Eukaryota; Fungi; Ascomycota; Eurotiomycetes; Eurotiales; Aspergillaceae.
AUGACGAUCGAUAGCGAGCCUCCUCGGCCCGAAACCCAACGGAUGAGCGUCGAAGUGCUGCGGCGGAGGGAUGUGCCAUUCAACGUCACCCCCAGCCAGCCUGCUGAAGUCAACCUAGGGCCAUCAAACGCCCCAAACGGCACGGAUGCAUCGUUGAUCCUCCGGUCCAUUGGGCAGGAACAGCCAAGGCAGGCAUGCUGUAUCUGCACAGAGAUACAAUCCCCGGAGGAGCCCGUGAGUUUGACUUGCGAACGAUGUAAAACACAUAUCCACUUGUCCUGUAUGGAGUCCUGGCUUCAGUCUCUGCCAAGAGGCAACUCAUACUGCCCUGUCUGUCGAGAAAAACGACGGUACAAUACCGUAUACACCUCGGGCAAGGCCGCAGACCGCGGACCGUCGGAGGUCCGAGGGGCGGGAAGGACCGUCGAGAUCCCAUCACAGUGCAGCGCCGAGGAUUUGUCGGUGCCACCCCGUCGAUCUCAACGGUCAAGAAGAGAACCUAACCGCUAUUCACCAUCCUGA